This is a messenger RNA of Candoia aspera, 576 nucleotides long. RefSeq names its product alanine and arginine rich domain containing protein (gene AARD). Bases 119 to 484 code for a protein of 121 amino acids. Lineage: Eukaryota; Metazoa; Chordata; Lepidosauria; Squamata; Candoiidae. The transcript is spliced from 2 exons. The record is from RefSeq and is a predicted model, not a curated record.
CUCAAGGCUAGGAAACAAUAAGCACAGGGAAGAGGAGAGUGUGGGAGGCAGGCUGGCAGAGAUCUCUUCUUGAGGCUUUGCUGCGUCUCUCCACUUCUCCCCAUCCCAGCCUUGCCCAAUGAAACCAGAAGAGAAUGAAGAUACUUUUUCCAGCUUUUUGCUGGAGGACAUAAAGCAGAGGCUGCUCCAAGCUUUCCAAGGGCAGACAACCAGGGUAGCAGCUAGUCCCCUGCUCCCUAGACCUGUUGAAGAUACGGGCCAUGGCAGAAGAGCUAUGCCCACUCAAGAGGACCUGCACAGGAGGCACAUAGAACAGGGCAUAGCCUGGCUUCGUGUAGAAUUGCUGGAGAUGAAGUUCCAGAACCGGAAACUUGCCAAAACUCUGCUGGAUUUAAGCAUGGAAAUUCAGAGGCUGAGAAAUGAAACUGACCUGUCAGCAGCUCUAGAAUCAAAAGCUCUAAGCACUGCUGGAAGCCCAGAGUAAUAAAUUGCAUUAUGAGACUUCAAAUUUAGGAUGCAACAUGCAUCCUUUCACUGGCUGAGAAAAAAAUUGAAGACUGGGUUGUACAUUUAACU